Molecule: messenger RNA, 4234 nt
Organism: Phodopus roborovskii (desert hamster)
Lineage: Eukaryota; Metazoa; Chordata; Mammalia; Rodentia; Cricetidae
Gene: Il17ra
Product: interleukin 17 receptor A
Exons: 12
Coding region: 115-2895 (926 amino acids)
Molecular function (GO): interleukin-17 receptor activity
Source: RefSeq, a predicted model, not a curated record
GGAGGAGCCGGAAGCCGGGGGAAGGAGGCCGCGGACGAGCGCGAGUCCCGGGCUGGGGAAGCCCAUCGCGGGCCCUUGCCGUCCGGCGGAGCCAGCCGCGACAGAGCCGGGGCCAUGGAGACUCCGCGCCGCCGGCCGCCGGUCGUUCUCGGGCCCGCGCUGGGACGGCUGCUUCUGCUGCUGAGCGUGCUGGCCCCGGGCCGCGCCUCCCCGCGCCUCUUGGACGUUCCGGCCCCAGUCUGCGCGCAGGAGGGGCUGAGCUGCAGAGUCAAGAAUAGUACCUGCCUGCAUGACAGCUGGAUCCACCAUCAAAACCUGACUCCCUCUUCCCCCAAACACAUCCAUGUCCAGUUGAACUUCUCUUCCACCCAGCACGGAGACCUGGUCCCUGUGUUACACAUUGAAUGGACCCUGCAGACAGACGCCAGCAUCCUGUACCUCAAAGGAGCAGAGCUGUCCAUCCUGCAGCUGAACACCAACGAACAGCUUUGUGUUGAAUUUGAGUUUCUGACCAAGCUGCAGCAUCAUUAUAGGCGGUGGCGGUUUUCCUUCAGCCACUUUGUGGUAGAUCCUGGCCAGGAGUAUGAGGUGACAGUUCACCACCUGCCCAAGCCCAUCCCUGAUGGGGACCCAAACCACAAGUCCAAGAUCAUCUCUGUGCCUGAUUGCGAGGACCCCAGGAUGAAGAUGACCACACCGUGUGUGAACUCAGGCAGCCUAUGGGAUCCCAAUAUCACUGUGGAGACUUUGGACACCCAGCAGCUGCGUGUGAGCUUCACCCUGUGGAAUGAAUCCACCCCCUACCAGAUCCUGCUGGGUAGUUUCCCAUACUCAGGAGACCAACACUGCUUUGAUGACAUCCAGCAAAUACCUGCGCCCAGACAAGAAGAAUUCCACCAGCGAGUCAACGUCACACUCACUCUAAGCAAGUCUAACUGGUGCUGCAACCACCAUGUGCAGGUCCAGCCCUUCUUCAACAGCUGCCUGAAUGACUGCUUGAGACAUGCUGUGACUGUGCACUGCCCAGAGAUCACAAAGGCCUCAGUUUCCCUUGCAGGUAAGUCCUUCCUACAGUCAAGGUCAUUCCCAAGGGACCACAUGAGGUCCCAGCUGACCCCUGAGCCAAUCCAGGAAGGCAGACUACUCUACACCCACAGACAGCCAACGGGUGAAAUCAUUAGUGUAGCUUGGUAUAGACAGAGCCUGGGCUGGGGUGUGUGGGGCCCCUCCCGGACUCACACUGUUGUGUUUGUCACAGACUCUAUUCCCCUGUGGGUGUAUGGCUUUAUCACAGUGAUCGCCAUUCUGCUAGUGGGCUCUGUCAUCCUGCUGAUCAUCUGCAUGACCCGGAGGCUGGCUGGGUCUGAUCAUGAGAAACCUGGUGAUGACUCCAAAUGCAACGGCUUCUCCCCUGGAACUGGCCUGACUCCCCCGCCCCUGAAGCCCAGGAAAGUCUGGAUUGUCUACUCGGCUGAUCACCCUCUCUAUGUGGAGGUGGUCCUUAAGUUUGCCCAGUUCCUCAUCACUGCCUGUGGCACCGAAGUAGCCCUCGACCUCCUGGAAGAGCAGGCUAUCUCAGAGGUGGGGGUCAUGACUUGGGUCAGCAGACAGAAGCAGGAAAUGGUGGAAAGCAACUCCAAAAUCCUCAUCCUGUGCUCCCGAGGCACCCAGGCCAAGUGGAAGGCCAUCUUGGGUUGGGCCGAGCCUGCUGUCCAGCUACGGUGUGACCACUGGAAGCCUGCUGGGGACCUUUUCACGGCAGCCAUGAACAUGAUACUGCCAGACUUCAAGAGGCCAGCCUGCUUUGGCACCUACAUUGUUUGCUAUUUCAGUGGCAUCAGUAGUGAGAGCGAUGUCCCCGACCUCUUCAACAUCACCUCCAGGUACCCACUCAUGGACAAAUUUGAGGAGGUUUACUUCCGAAUCCAGGAUCUAGAGAUGUUUGAACCUGGCCGGAUGCACCAUGUCAAAGAGCUUGCCGGGGAAAAUUACCUGCAGAGCCCUAGUGGCUGGCAGCUCAAGGAGGCUGUGGUUAGGUUCCAGGAGUGGCAAACCAAGUACCCUGAUUGGUUUGAGCGGGAGAACCUCUGCUUGGCAGGUGACCAAGACCUGCCAUCUCUGGAUGAAGAAGUGUUUGAAGACCCACUGUUACCACCGCGGGGAAGAAUUGUCAAACAGCAGCCGCUGGUACGGGAGCCUUCUGAGGGCUGCCUGGGGGUAAAUGUCUGUGUCAGUGAGGGAGAAAGUGGAGGGGCAAAGCUUGACUUGCAGCCGCGGCCACAGAGAGAGCUCGUGGCUCAGACCCUCCAAACCACGGUGCAGCCAACAGAGCAGGUGCCUGCAGCUCAUGUGGUGGUACCUGUUCCUCUUCCGGAUGGCGGUGGAGCUGCUACCCAGCUGACCCUGGCAGAGGACGAAGCCUGCCCACUGCUGGGGGCCCAGAGGAACAGCGUCCUCUGCCUCCCCGUGGAUUCAGAUGACUCCCCGCUCUGUAGCACUCCAGUGACAUCACCUGACCACUUCCACGGUGAUGCAAGGGAGCAGCUGGAAGGCCUGAUGCUCUCGGUACUGCAGCGGAGUCUGAGCGGACAGGCCCAGGAAAGCUGGGGGAGGCCCGCCCUCAAGGACCCCUGCACACCCACUGAGGAGGAGCAGCGGCAGUCAGUGCAGUCGGACCAGGGCUACAUCUCCAGAAGCUCCCCUCAGCCCCCUGACUGGCUCACAGAGGAGGAAGAACUAGAACUGGACGAGGCAGCUGAGCCUCUGUCUCCCGAGGCCCUGCAGAACCUGAGGAGCCUCCAGCGGCAACUCUUCUUCUGGGAGCUUGAGAAGAACCCUGGCUGGGACAGCUUGGAGCCACGGAGACCAGCCACAGAAGAGCAGGCUCCCUGCUAGGGCCUCUCCAUGCUGUGCCUAAGAGGAUGUGUGCUGUACUAGUGUGUAUGUGUGUGUGUGGGAAGUGCCUGCCUUUGAGAUGUGGAUCUCUAAGUCUGACAGAGUGGUGUAUACCUCAAGUCCCAGCGCUUGCGGCCUGAGACUUGAGCUCCUGAACCCAGGGGUUCAGGGCCAGUGUGGGCAACAUAGCAAGACCUCAGAAAAAGUAAUGUAGACAUUUGGUUUUGACCUGUAGGCAGUCCCCCUUUUACUUGAUAUGAAAUAUGAAUGCCUGGCCCUCGUCACACAGGAAUCCACAGCCUGCUUCCAGGAGCUCAUGGCCAAGUGGGCCACUCAUUCCUGGAGGAUCUAUUCUGUACCUACUCUACAUCUGGCAUUGGAGAUUAAAGAAUGACUUUCCUGACACAGCCUUGGCCACCAAGAAGCUUAUAAAACAACAAGGAUGAAAAAUUAGCCACCAUGAUAAUCUGAGUUAUGAGGCUGCUGCUCUGGACUGCAGAAAAACCCCAAGAGCCUGAGCGGUGAGGUCUGGACAGAGGAAUUGCUUUCCUGGGAGGGGAGCAGCCUGUGGAUCGAGCAUUAUGAAGAAGCCAGCGCUUAGCCUGGAGAGCUUUGUUGGGCUAGGGUGGGAGCAGCUGGAGGCUCGUUCACAAGCGGAUCUGUUGCCCUGUGGGGGAGGCAACUGCAUGCCAAAUAUACCCAGAAGUCUUCUCAGAUCAGUUUUGUAGCAAGAGUCAGGAUAGAAAUGGGGAAUGCAAAACUUAAGAAGCAGGAAGAGACGGGAGAAACACUGAGCUACAGUACUGGCAGCCAGUCUGUGGGAGGGCUGUGGCGUGUGAAAUCCUGAGCUCCCAGCAUUCUGAGUGCUGGCAGCCAGUCUGUGUGGGCUGUGGUAUGUGAUUCUUCAUGGACUGCAGCCACCUGAUCCCAGCAGCUCGGACCCAAGACCACUCAGCUCUAUUACUAGAGCCUUCAGGGUAUGGUAAUGGAGUAAAGAUAUGGGGGUAGUGUGAUGGAGGGGCGGGGCAGUGGAGAACACAGCAGGCCCUCUGAGAUCAGAGGAAAGUCUGUCACUGUAUACCUAAGGUGUGAGGAGGGGUUGUUGAACAGAGCUUGUGGGGCACCCUCUUGGGGCAGAUGGCAGUCUUGGGUUCUAGAGAAUGCACAGGUGUGCAUGCCCUGGGCCCCAUGCUAUCCACUGCAUGGGGCCCAGGGCUUCAGGCUUUGGGGGAGAAAAGGACCUUGAAAUUCUGUGGGGAAAGCAGAAACAGUGUUUGCAUGUGUACAUAUGUGUGUACAGGAAUGAAGACUUAAUAAAGUUGUUAUGUUAGUAAGAAUA